Prorocentrum cordatum is the source of this 474-nucleotide messenger RNA. The record is from the annotation of a GenBank genome assembly. NCBI's taxonomy places the organism in Eukaryota, Dinophyceae, Prorocentrales, Prorocentraceae.
GACUGGCGGACGGGGCCCGCCGGCGCUGCAGCCUGCAGCGCGGCGGCCUCCUCUGGGGCGGCGCCUAGGCCUCCGCCGCUCGGCGGCCCUCUGGGCGAGGGCGCCGCGGAGCGGCGGGCGACGGGCUCUGCUCUGGGGCACGCCGGAGCCAGAGCCUGCAGCGCGGCCUUCUCGGGGGCGGCGCCCGGGCCUCCGCCAGACGAGCAGCCGCCGGGCGCUGCUGCCUCGGGCGAGCUGGCCGAGGCCAAGCGGCGCCGCCUCGGCGUGCCCGCCGAGGGCGCGCUGUUCCACGGCGCGAUGUGCGCCAUCUGUCAGGAGGUGAUCCACCGCGCCGCAAGCGCACAGCCGUGCAUGCACACCUUCUGCAGCUCCUGCCUUGGCACCUGCCUCCAGUCGAAGCUUAGCUGCCCAGUCUUCGUGGGCGAGGAACAUCUCUGUAUUCCCGGCCUCGCGGGCUGGGCUCCUGAGCCGUGA